AUGAGGCACGUGGCAGACGCAGAAGUGAUGCGGCACUUAAAACAGCUCACACUGAGUUCGAAGUGCAAUUUGGUGAUUUCACAUUGGGGCAACCGGGGUUUAUCGGUUCUCACUCGGAUCACUCUAGGCGCCGACACUGACGAAUCCAACGCGCUCGUCCACGACGAGUGGGUUCACGCGCUGGCGGCACCACACGCAACCCACGCUCCACCUCAAAACGUUUCGACGGCGUGUGAUUGCGAUUUUGCAAGGUCAGCACCAUCAACGGCUCGUGUUUCACGACAAUGUAAUCAUAACUUUACUGUUUCUUUGUACUAUUAA
Molecule: messenger RNA, 321 nt
Organism: Sphenostylis stenocarpa
Lineage: Eukaryota; Viridiplantae; Streptophyta; Magnoliopsida; Fabales; Fabaceae
Source: the annotation of a GenBank genome assembly